AUGACAGAUGAAACGCAUUCUGCACACUUGGUUGGAACUGGAAGAAUUUUUGAUGGAACUUCUUAUUGGAAUUUUUGGAAUGUUUGGUCUAAUAUUCAUAAAAAUUUAUCUGCAUCAUCAUCAUACCUAAUAUAUUCCGCUCAUAAUUUACCAGUUCAUAACCGUUGGUUUCCCAAUGGUAAAAUCAUUUCACUUCCAUUUAAACACCCAAAUGAAUUCAUUGUUAGAUAUGAAUCACCCCCACUUAGAGAAAAAAUCUUCCAUUUUUCAUCUAAAUGUAUAGCAAAUUUAAAGAAAAAAGCAAAUUAUAAUCAGCCCAAGGAGUCUCGUCCAAGGCAGGGUCUGAACGAAUCUCAUCUUUUCAAGCUUUAUGUGCACUUAUUUGGAGAUGCAGUAACUGCAAGUACAAAAGUUGGUGAAUUGGUUGAACAUGAUUUAGGGUGGGUGGCAAAUUUGGUUCAUGAAUCAGUAGUAAACCAUACUAAUGAAUCUGUGCUUGAUUUUUAUAAGGAAUGGAUGAAGGAUCCAUUUGUGUAUAAGCAUGCUACAUUGUAUGAUGUUAAUAGUAUUACAUUUGAGAAUUCUCCAAGAUUUGAUAUGUAUGGGAAUGUAUUUGGAAUAGGGAAACCUGUUGCUGUAAGAAAUGGGGGAGGUAAUAAAUCUGUUGGGGUGGUUAAUGCAUUUCCUGGUUGUGAAGGGAAUGGAAGUGUGGAUCUUGAGAUUUGUUUGCCUUUUCAUUCAAUGAAUGUUUUUGAAUCUGAUGAGGAACUUAUUGCAGCAUUAUUAAUACCCUAG
Amaranthus tricolor (Joseph's coat) is the source of this 795-nucleotide messenger RNA. RefSeq lists its product as uncharacterized. Bases 1 to 795 code for a protein of 264 amino acids. The record is from RefSeq and is a predicted model, not a curated record. The transcript is spliced from 4 exons. Lineage: Eukaryota; Viridiplantae; Streptophyta; Magnoliopsida; Caryophyllales; Amaranthaceae.